Schistocerca serialis cubense is the source of this 1832-nucleotide messenger RNA. RefSeq names its product nucleolar protein 9. Gene Ontology annotation, biological process: endonucleolytic cleavage in 5'-ETS of tricistronic rRNA transcript (SSU-rRNA, 5.8S rRNA, LSU-rRNA); ribosomal small subunit export from nucleus; endonucleolytic cleavage in ITS1 to separate SSU-rRNA from 5.8S rRNA and LSU-rRNA from tricistronic rRNA transcript (SSU-rRNA, 5.8S rRNA, LSU-rRNA). Gene Ontology annotation, molecular function: RNA binding. The record is from RefSeq and is a predicted model, not a curated record. Gene Ontology annotation, cellular component: 90S preribosome; nucleolus; preribosome, small subunit precursor. Bases 62 to 1738 code for a protein of 558 amino acids. Lineage: Eukaryota; Metazoa; Arthropoda; Insecta; Orthoptera; Acrididae. The transcript has 8 exons.
AUCGAUAAUAAGUGACUUAUACCGCAGCACUCAAUCGACUGCUGCCUGCAACUAAAGCGGCAUGGACAACAAGACUCGUGUGUUUAAACGCAAGAAGAAGUCGUUUUUAAAAAAUGCAAGGAAGUAUGGCAAGAAAGGAAAAUUUGGUAGAGGAAGUCACAUAAAUGAAGAAACGUACCAAUAUUUUCUUAGGGUUUUGGAGCUUGACAAAAGUGGUUUCGACAACGCGGAAGAAAAAAAAAUAUUUGUGGAAAACGUGUUUCAACAGACUGUAGGAGAAGAACUGAAUUAUUCAUACAAUCAGGUUGCUUCCAGAGCUCUUGAAAACAUUUUGCCUUUUUCAAGUGAUGACGUGAUUAACAGAUUUAUUAAGGAAUUUGAUAAAGAAAUAAGAGUCGUUUGUGUUGACCAGUUUGCAAGUCACGUCUUGCAGAAGUUAAUUAUUGUUGCUGCCGACAGGAAUCUGCGUGAACCUGGAGGUGAGCGGCUGUGGCUGACAAAAGUUGCGCUAUUUGUAUUGAACAACAUAGAAGAGUUUGUGUGGGACCAGUACGCCAACCACAUAGUACGAACUGUGAUACAACAGUUAGGAACUCACGCUAAUAAUCAUGAGGAGUUAAAAAAAGUGUUGGUGAGGUAUUCUCGUGUGUUGGCUGGUUUGCCUCAACUUAGGGAUUUUGCAGGAUCAACACUGCCUUCAGGGUUGUUGCAGGUGUCGUUACAAGCAUUGGGCGAACACAGCAAACCUCUCAUUGAGCGUCUUUUAGCUGACGUAUUUAGAGAUGAACGUGCAGAAGACAGUGAAAGCGAAGUUCCCACAGAAUUGUCAUGCGAGGCAAGUUGUCGACUUGCUGAAGCAAUUGUCGCAACUGUUGCUGCACACCAUCCGUCCCUGCUGACAACUGUUCAUAAUCAGCUGUCACAAGGACGUGUUGCACUACUUUCUCUUCACCCAACUGCGAACUUCUUUGUCCAGAGGCUGCUGCAAAACUGCUGUGUGCCGUCUGAGCUGGAGAAGAUAUUUGACGAAUUGUCAGGCAGGCUUAGUGAAGUGCUGUCUGCACGUCAUUCUGGUGUUCUCUUAAGCCUUGGCCAAGCUUGCCAGCGUCUCGGGAUACAGCAGCAUCGUUUUAUGAAGGAACUGUUCCAAUGUUUUGAGUGUUGGGAACCUGAUGACCGACAGAUAAAAUCUGCGUGGCAAAUUGCCACGUUAAAAAAUUUUUCUGAAAAUGACUCGGAACAGAAGGUGAAAGUUCAACUUCAUGGGUCGCUGCUUCUUCAGGCACUGCUAUCUUUCAAGAAGCCUAUCAAGAUUGUGCAAAGUCUCUUACAAAUGCCUGUAUCUAAUUUGACUUAUCUCAUCUGUGAUCCCUGUGGAAGUCAUAUAAUGGAUGCUUUUGUUAACAGUCCUACUGUGGGAGAGAAAAGCCGGGAAAAGAUGGCACAUAGGUUAAAGGGUAAUUUUGUGACCCUGUCAUGUUCAAAGCAUGGCUCUCGCGCACUUGAUGCAUUGUGGGCAGUACUGCCCUGUAAGCUUCGGGAGAUGAUUGCAACAGAAUUGAGCAACUCCCGAAGUAAAGUUAUUGCAGACAAUUUUGGAUUUGGUGUGUGGUCACGUUAUGCCCUUGAUACAUUUUGCCACCGUCGGGCAGAUUGGGUAGCUGCUCAAGAGGGGAAAAGAAGAGUUCAGAAGUUGUUUGCUGACAUCUUGCCAGCAAAUUCAAAGUCUGUACAGUGAGGCAUUAGAGUUUAUAUGCAUUGCCUUAAUAACUGUGAAUAUUACUGUUAUUAAAGACUGUAUUUAAAUAAAUUUUAUAAUAUGAUUGAGAUAA